Heterocephalus glaber (naked mole-rat) is the source of this 1591-nucleotide messenger RNA. The record is from RefSeq and is a predicted model, not a curated record. Lineage: Eukaryota; Metazoa; Chordata; Mammalia; Rodentia; Bathyergidae.
UUCCCACCCCAUAACUCCCUGGCUCCCCCUACAGGCAGGGGUCUGGGGAUGGCCCUCCAGUUUGAUACUGAGGACUCUUGAGCCUUCCCAGCCACCGUAGUCAGGUUCACUAAGAAGAAGACCGAGGGAUGGCUUCCAGCUACACCGUUGUAAAAGAGUUCUUAGCCAAAGCCAAAGAAGAUUUUCUUAAAAAAUGGGAAAGUCCUGCUCAGAACACAGCCAGUUUGGAUCAGUUUGACCGCAUCAAGACCCUUGGCACCGGCUCCUUCGGGCGCGUGAUGUUGGUAAAGCACAAGGACACUGGAAGCCACUAUGCCAUGAAGAUUCUGGACAAACAGAAGGUAGUGAAGCUGAAACAGAUCGAGCACACCCUCAAUGAGAAGCGCAUCCUACAGGCGGUCAACUUUCCAUUCCUGGUCAGACUUGAGUACUCCUUCAAGGACAACUCAAACUUGUACAUGGUCAUGGAGUAUGUGCCCGGCGGGGAGAUGUUCUCGCACCUACGGCGGAUCGGCAGGUUCAGUGAGCCCCAUGCCCGCUUCUACGCAGCACAGAUUGUCCUGACGUUUGAGUACCUGCACUCCCUGGACCUCAUCUACCGGGACCUGAAGCCCGAAAACCUCCUCAUCGACCACCAGGGCUACAUUCAGGUGACAGACUUCGGUUUUGCCAAGCGCGUGAAAGGCCGCACCUGGACCUUGUGCGGGACCCCUGAGUACCUGGCCCCUGAGAUCAUCCUGAGCAAAGGCUACAACAAGGCUGUGGACUGGUGGGCACUCGGGGUUCUCAUCUACGAGAUGGCUGCCGGCUACCCACCCUUCUUCGCCGACCAGCCCAUCCAGAUCUACGAGAAGAUCGUCUCUGGGAAGGUGCGGUUCCCGUCCCACUUCAGCUCUGACCUGAAAGACCUGCUGCGGAACCUCCUGCAGGUGGACCUCACUAAGCGCUUCGGGAACCUCAAGAACGGUGUUAAUGACAUCAAGAACCACAAAUGGUUUGCCACGACUGACUGGAUCGCCAUUUACCAGAGGAAGGUGGAAGCGCCCUUCAUACCAAAGUUCAAAGGCGCCGGGGACACAAGUAACUUUGACGACUAUGAGGAAGAAGAGAUCCGGGUCUCCAUCAAUGAGAAGUGUGGCAAGGAGUUCUCCGAAUUUUAGGGCCCAGCUGGGAAGGCGACCCCACAAAAGGACUUAGAAGUGGCAGAGCGCCCUCCCCCUCCAAACCCAGCUCGGUUCCAGCCCGGGCUGAUGGGGAGGGGCCGUCUGUGUCAUCUACCGGCGGCUUCUGCGCCCCUCCCCCCGGCCGGCCCCCAGCUUCGCAGUCAGCUGUCCAUCUCCUCUCUUGCCCCCCAACGUCUGAUCUGUGGUCUUUCUCUAACUAGCAAGGUGGGGAGCCACCCAUUCACCCCACGCAGUGUUCGUCCCCGUCAACUCCUCCCCAGCCGGAGAGCCUUUGGGCAGGCUGGGGCCCCGGGUGGGCGCGGGGCCAUUCAACCUGUGUGCUCCGAAGGGCGAGACUUCUCUCGAACAGUGUGCUGUUGUAAACAUAUUUGAAAACUAUUACCAAUAAAGUUUUGUUUAAAAAAAAA